This is a messenger RNA of Mirounga angustirostris (Northern elephant seal), 6496 nucleotides long. It is a transcript of the gene OTUD3, whose product is annotated as OTU deubiquitinase 3. The coding region runs from base 114 to 1304 and encodes 396 amino acids. The transcript has 8 exons. Gene Ontology annotation, biological process: protein stabilization; protein K6-linked deubiquitination; protein K11-linked deubiquitination. NCBI's taxonomy places the organism in Eukaryota, Metazoa, Chordata, Mammalia, Carnivora, Phocidae. The record is from RefSeq and is a predicted model, not a curated record. Gene Ontology annotation, molecular function: cysteine-type deubiquitinase activity.
UCGCCGCCGCCGGGCUCCGUCGCCCGCGCCGCUUCGCCCUCUUGGCGCCUGAGACGGCCGCAGGGGGUUCCUGCGGCUUUCGCUCUUGCAGUUGCGGGCCGCGCAUCGCGGCCAUGUCCCGAAAGCAGGCGGCCAAGGGCCGGCCGGGAAGCGGCAGCCGGAAAGCGGAGGCCGAGCGCAAGCGCGACGAGCGGGCGGCGCGCCGGGCCCUGGCCAAGGAGCGGCGGAACCGGCCAGAGUCCGGUGGCGGCUGCGAGGAGGAGUUCGUCAGCUUCGCCAACCAGCUGCAGGCCCUGGGGCUGAAGCUGCGGGAGGUGCCAGGGGACGGCAAUUGCCUGUUCAGAGCACUUGGUGAUCAGUUGGAGGGACACUCACGAAAUCAUCUCAAGCACCGACAAGAGACAGUGGAUUACAUGAUAAAGCAGCGGGAAGAUUUUGAACCCUUUGUAGAAGAUGACAUUCCUUUUGAGAAACAUGUGGCCAGUUUGGCAAAGCCUGGCACCUUUGCUGGUAAUGAUGCAAUCGUAGCCUUUGCAAGAAAUCAUCAAUUGAAUGUGGUGAUUCAUCAACUUAAUGCCCCUUUGUGGCAGAUUCGUGGCACGGAGAAGAGCAGUGUGAGGGAGUUACACAUUGCAUAUCGGUGUGGAGAGCACUAUGACAGCGUUCGGAGGCUCAAUGACAACUCGGAAGCCCCCGCACACCUCCAGACGGAUUUUCAGAUGCUUCAUCAAGAUGAAUCAAAUAAAAGGGAAAAGAUCAAGACAAAGAGCGUUGACUUUGAGGAUGACCUGAGAGAUGAAGUAGAAGAUGCUGUCCAGAAAGUUUGCAAUGCAACUGGAUGUUCAGAUUUUAAUUUGAUAGUCCAGAACCUGGAAGCUGAAAAUUAUAAUAUUGAAUCUGCAAUAAUUGCCAUGCUUCAGAUGAACCAGGGGAAAAGAAAUAAUGCAGAGGAGAACCUUGAGUCCAGUGGCCGAAGUCUGAAGCAGUGUGGCCCUUUAUGGGAGGAGGGCGGCAGUGGCACCAGACUCUCUGGAAACCCGGGCUUAGAUGAAGGCAGACCUGAGAACAAUAAAGAGCGGGCAAGCCCUGGUGAAGAAAACAAAGCAAAUAAAGACCAGCUCCCAAAGGUCACCAACAAACAGAGGCGGGAGCAGCAGCGACUGGAGAAGAAGAAGCGACAGGAGGAGAGGCACCGUCACAAAGCCCUGGAGAGCAGGAGUGGCCACAGGGACAGCAACCGAGGUGAGGCAGAUGCGAACGCGCAGGUCACCUUGGUGAAGACCUUUGCCGCUCUCAACAUCUGACUCUCUGGCCUUCUGGGAGCUGCGAGAAGCGAAUGGAAAAUGGAGCGCUGUGUAGCAGGCUCUCCAGUGAGGCUGUCCUCUCACAAAAUGACACGCAACCCACAAAACUCACACACAAGCUCACACACUGAGUUCGUCUCCUUCAAGCUGCCUCUGUUUUGCUCAAACUUUUGUUAGCGAUGUGUUUUAUUUUAUGAAAGUUCAGUGAAGCCAUUCAUGUUCUGUAAUUAAAAUAUCGAGUUCUAGGGUUGGAUAGUUAGUUGAGGCAAAACCUUUUAAGUGUGGUUUUAUUUGCCUUGAAAAAUCAGAGUUCAGUGACCCUGGGAUUUUUCCUGAACAUUUGGGGUGAGUUUUACCAUAAUUGUUCAUGAAGUAGUUUAGAUUAGUUGCUAGAAAUUCAGAAUGACAAGUUUCCUUUGUUUCUCUUUCAUUUUCAAGCAGAUAUUCACAUACAGGAUAGUUUAUAAACGGUCUUCAACUCAGGAACAUGUUUAGAUUUAAUUUUCUACUAAUCCAAGUUAAUCAGAAAUUAAUUCAGGAAGUAUUUUUCCCAAAGUAAUAUCAUAUGAGGGUUGCAGCCUGUUGUCAGGGUGGAAAUUCAACAGCUACGUUUUUCUCCUUCCUGAUUCUGAUGCUAUUUCAGACGGGAUGCAGGUGCUGAGAGUUUGCUUGCGCUCAAGCCAUAUGAUAAAUACGCCUGACUGUUAAUUAGGCCUGGACUUUGCUGGAAAAGUGGUAGUGUUGUUGAGGUUUUUGUACUUGUUUCUUAACACGGAGAAGGUGGCAUGUUACUGCUUAUGAUGUAAUUCUGGGCUUCUGAUCGUAUGGAGAGCAGAACCCAUGGUUACAAAGGGAGAAAUGAAGAGAUUCCGGAGUCUUUGUCUAGGGAGAGUCUAAAGAGUUACUUGAUUUUGUAGGGGCCUGGAAGGGUCUGGAAGAAUAAGGCUUUUCAGGUUCACAUUUUAAGUAAUUAACUGUAUUUUCUUCCUUGCUGUUCUAGACUAAGAUGCCUUCAGAGAAGUAGUUUGACCUGUUGCUCAGUUUUCUUAGUGUCGUGAAAAUGGAAUCCCAUAAAAUGCUGCAUUUCUUUCUUUCUGUUCCAGCCCUGUCUGGGAUCUUGAUGUUGGAAAAAUUCUUCCACACUCUAGCACUUGUCAGUGACUUAGGUUAGACCAAUAGGGCAGAGGCCAUGGGAUGACUCCACAGUUCUGACAUGGAUUUGGGAAGUGGAGAGAGGUCAUUCCUAAGACUGGUAGGUGGGUGUGAACUUUCAACCUGGAACCAUGUAUGAAGUGGACAGUCGUGGACAGCCUUGGCCUUCUGGGGACCCAGUAUUUGGACAAAUAAAUUCUGCUGAUUGAAAAGGUAAAUUCGUUACUUCUCCACCUCAGAUUUCAAAAUUAUAACUGUUCCAAGGAGAAGGGAAAACCAUAAAAACGUUUUGACUGAACGGAUGUACCAUUGUCUGGGCUGGCCCUGGAUUCAUUGAAUUGCUUUUAUCAGCAGACGAUCUGCUUUCUUCAGUUUUAAUGAUGUGUUUUAAUUUUUUGUUUGUUGACUUCAGUGACUUUUUAUAGUUGAAGCAUCUGUAGUUUCUUGGAACUGCUCUCAGGCUGUUGUAGUUUGGGCUUCUUCCUGGUACGGUGCUUUGUAAUAGUAGCAGAUUUGGGAAGUGCGGAGCAUGUUUUCUUUGCACAUUGUGGAGUCCUGAGUCGGAGGCUCUAGUACUUGGUCCCUACAGGUGCAGGGUCUCUGUUGCCUUACUGUUUCCAAGGGAGUGAGAUCCAGUGCUUAAGGAUCAAUCAUUCUCUUGGCUUUUGACUCUGGACACUUUCCUGACUGUGGCUGAUCUUUUCUGAGUGAACACUCUUUCUUGUCUGUGUGGUAGGGCGAGAGAGCCAGAGACCAGAUCCUCUCAAGAAGGUCAAGAUUGUGUAUCAGAAACUCAGCAGAAUUAGGAAUCUGAAAUAGCAUAAGGGAUACCCCUUGUCAGGAGCAAUAGAAUUGCUUUAUUUACCUGGUUAAUGAAGGUGGCCUUGGGCCCUGUUGGGUUUUAGAAGUUUAACUAGAAGCUGCUAAAAAGUUAUUAAAGAAUAUUGGGCAAACUUGUUAACAAAUUACCAAAUUCUGAUAAUAGACUUCAGCAUUUCUGGGGCAAAAUAACAGUGGUUUUUUUUUUUUUUUUUUAAAGAUUUUAUUUAUUUAUUUGAGAGAGAGAGACUGAGAGAGAGAGCACAUGAGAGGGGGGAGGGUCGGGAGGGUCAGAGGGAGAGGCAGACUCCCCACUAAGCAGGGAGCCCGAUGCGGGACUCGAUCCCGGGACUCCAGGAUCAUGACCUGAGCCGAAGGCAGUCGCUUAACCAACUGAGCCACCCAGGCGCCCCAAAAUAACAGUGGUUUUAAAAACUAAUCCGGCUUCGGUAAUUUUCUCUUACUACCAUUUCAUAGUUUUCCAGUUAAAAUUAGUCUGCGUUUAAUACAUUAAUUAUUAGGAGUGGGGUACACAUACCCAACUUUAGUGAUCUCUUCUCGCUAAGCGUGUGAAUUUAGACUUCACUGCCUCAGUCUCACUGAAGUAUGAAGUAGAUGGGAUCCAUAUACUUAGUUGCCUUGUGGGCAUUUGAAAAUUGCUUUAUUGGCAACCAGCAUGGAGGUCCAGUGAGUUUGGCUCUGGGAGGACUGUUGUCAGUAACUCUUGUCCCCAGUACAGUGACUCACGUGCCCUCCAUGUUGGGAGGUGUGUCUUGCUUAGCCGCUGUGCUGUGUCUUGGCCGUUAGAGGUUUAUGUUACAUGGGAUUGUCUCGGUAGCUUUUAGUGAGGUCAGGAGAAAGGGGAUGGGGCAGUGGUCUGUAGCUGCUUAUUAGUCUUAUGAACUGUAUAUAAAGGUUUUAUGGAUUUUAAAACAAGAUUUUUUAAAGGUCAAAAUAAAUAAAAUUUUAGUGGCAACAGCUUUGUACUAGAGAGGUAGCUGUAUUGAACAACCUAGAACCACACCUUCUAAAUAACAUGGUUGCCAUCAGGAAAUAUUAGGGAGAUAGAAUGCAUAUGUAUAUUUAAUUUUUCAGUAGUGUCUACAUAUGCUUUCUGGAGCAGAGCCUGGUUGAGGGAUGGUGACAGAAAGAAAGAUCUUGAGUAUCAGCUGAGGUUGUUGUCUGUAGUUUCUUUUAUAAGCUCUGAAAACACUUCCAAACCCAUUUUGAUCCCGAGGGCUUGUGAAGUGGGGUCUCCCUUGUGGGGUGGCUCGAGUGGGUGUCACAGGAACCUUCGAGGAGGUCAUUGGUAGCGCCCUGCCUCGGCUCCCUGGGGUUUACAAUGUGAAAUGAUGCGGCCCUGGGGGAGGAGGGCCGUGUGAUGUCAGGGAGAGCUGCUCACUUGUUAGGUAGGUAGGCAUCCGAUGGACUUCGGCACUGAACUGUCCUCGUGGUGAGUCCCUGUCGUCAAUGUGCAAUUUCUCUCAUUCUGAGAAACUUUAGACUCUGCCUGGGUUUUACUGGGUCAACAUAGAAUGCUGUCAGUUUACCUCUGUGAAAUGGUCAGCUCGAAUUUGCAGUCGGUUACUGGAAACUGGGAUUUCUAGUCCACGCUGACAGACAGUCUCCCUGAGUAAAGGGAUGAAAAUGGAGCGCUUGGUCUCCGUGGGUCACAUCUGGGGCCCUCUCUGACUCCCAUUUCAGGCAGACAUGUGGCUCUUCACCUUUUUACCUUUUUACCUUUUUACCUCAAGGCUCCGUCUGUCUGUAGCAAACGUCUAGAUUCAGAGUCUGCUGCUGUUUUCCCGUUUGGUCAUUUUCACUCUUCACCAUUCGUUCACCUCCGCUUUCAGAACAGGCGUUGCUAAAACUCUGGGGCCUUCCGACAGUUGUUCUGAGGUGAUUUAAUAAUGGCACUUUUUUUACAAGGUGUGUUUUCCUGACUCUAAAGCAGAUUGUGUUUUUCUGCUGACGUUGAAGCGAAGACCUUCUAGAUGGCAUGUUUAGGGAAAUUUUCUGCCGUCACAUAUUAGAGGGGGAGUGGGUAACUGGUGUGAAGUGGAGAUGGUGACCCCCCCCCCCAGCCCCAAAGUGCUUGCAUGGCAUGGGGCCCGCCUGCGCCCUGGGGCCCCCCGGGGAGGAGCUGGGCCUGCGGGCGGACUGGCCCUGCGCGGGCCCCAGGUGAUGCUCCCGGUGACCUCGGGCUCUUAGCCAUGUCUUCUAAGCUUACUAGUCUCUCUCUCCUAGUUAGAGGUGCUUUGUAGCUUGGUUAAAAUGGUUAACAUCCUUGCGAAGUUACUGGAGAAGGGGCUGCGGUCAUGAAGAAUGUUUCUGGAGAGCACGACUUUCUGCGCGGUGGCUCUAUUUUCAGCAGGGCAGCCCUGAGCUCCAGAACGGCUGCCACUCCCUGGGCCGGUCGUCAGGCGGGUGAUGAUCCCUGGACCAAGCGUCUGAGGGCUGCCCCCACCCCUGCGCAUGUCAGCAGCCAACAGGUCACCGUGGCCAGCCGUUGGGGACAAUCACUGGAGCUCAGUCAGAAAACUCACUGUGGUUUGGGCUCCUAGCAGGUCCCUGGACCAAAACUUGAAGAACUGGUGUGGGGGUGCCAACGUCUUCCCACCCUCGUUGUUCAUUUUCCACGGCGGGAAGGGCCGUUGGCCUCCCCGGCCACCCUUCCGGCAAGCUCCAGAGACACUGAGCUCAGUGAGAAGGAAGGAAGGAGCCGGGAGUUAGACUUGAGCCCUGCAUGUUCUUGCUGACACAGAUGUGCGGGUGGGCGUGAACCCCUUGGGGAGGAGGGCAGGUGUGUCUGUGGGGAGCACGGGCCUUCGUAGGCUCAGGAACCUUCUCUUUUUUCUAAUUGCACUAUACUUGUUCUCGCUUCAGUCUGGAGAUAUUUAAGACCUCCAUGGGGUCACGAUCCAUAGACUUAGCAAGUCUUGCCUUAUCUCUGGAGCUUGACAGGGAGAAAUGUGGCCAUUGUCUGAUGUCCAUAGUUCAUUUCUUCUCAGUGGUUUCUUUUCACAGAUUGUGUUCAUCUGAACCAUUUUAUUUUUUAUUUACCAAAGUACUGUACUUGGCUACUUGCAGUGUUUUCAAAACCAAAUGUUUCUUUUUUUUUUGUUUUUAAUCUUCCAUACUUGGUGCAAUAGAAGCUGCAAAGAUGUGCCACUUUAUCUAUGAAAUGGAGUUUUGUAUACCAAUAAAUUCUCGUUUAAAGA